GUUAGUUAUUCUUAUCGAUAACUACGGUUGGCAAUUACAUGCGUGCAAACUCCAACUUCAACCUUGGAUUCAACCUUAAAAUUUAGCUCACGAAAUUGUUCCACUUCUACUUAAAUUCAGUAAGAUAAUAAAAAGAAAAAACACAAUGCGAGCCACGGCUACCAGAACAUUGCUACGACAAAGCCGAGCUCGUCCUGAGCUUGGGAGAGUCCACGACAUAAUCCGCCCACGCUGCGUCUUAGACACCACUACCACCACCACCACCCCGCUAUCCCUUCGCCCAUGCAUCCUUCUCCUACCCCAACACCCCGCGGGUAGCGGGAACCUCCGUGCCCUACACACGACCUCACCCGUGUGGAAGAGCAAAGCGCCCAAAGACAAGACGCGCGAAGACCACAAGAAGCAAGCGUCCGCCCCCCGCGGGAGCAGCAGCAGCAGCAGCAGCAGCGGGGACGCCGAAGCCGACGACCCCAACGGGCCCAAGCACCCGCCCGCCAACCCCGAAGAACCGCUCAACUUCGCGGACGUGGAGUCGCGCAUCCGCCGCUCCGACGAGCACCACCGGGAGCUGCUCAAGAAACUCCGGGUGGGCGGGCGCUUCAACCCGGACGUGGUGGGGGCGCUGCGCGUGCAGCCGGACCGCAAGGACCCGAGCGUGACGUACCCGCUGCGCGAGGUCGCGCAGGUGAUAUCGCGGGGCGGGCGGACCAUCAGCCUGAUCGCGCACGAGGCCGCGUACGUCAAGCCCAUCAUGAGCGCGGUCCAGGCCAGCGCCGACUUCAACCAGCAGCCGCAGCGGGACCCGGACAACGAGCUCGAGCUGAUCCUGAAGAUCGAGCCCGAGACGCGCGACGACCUGCUCCGGCGCGCGAAGGCCGUGUGCAACGACUGGAGGGACAGGGUUAGGAGCGUCAGGCAGAAGCGCGACAAGCAGCAUGUCACGUGGCGCAAGAACAACGAGAUCGGUCCCGAUCUCAAGAGGACGGCGGAUAAGGAGCUGGACAAGAUUAUUAAGGCUAAGAUGGUGGAGAUUGACGAUUUGGAGAAGGAUACGCUUAAGAGUCUGCCUGUUUAAGGGGGGGUCAUUGUUGACCUGGAGUAGAUAGGGGAGAGAGAAAAAAAGGGGGGGCUAUACGACCCGGCUUGAUCGGUAGAGGUAUGCAUAGUCGUAUAGCACAGAUGUAUUAUAGACUACCUGCUAUUGUUAC
Molecule: messenger RNA, 1208 nt
Organism: Daldinia vernicosa
Lineage: Eukaryota; Fungi; Ascomycota; Sordariomycetes; Xylariales; Hypoxylaceae
Product: ribosome recycling factor
Exons: 2
Coding region: 146-1075 (309 amino acids)
Biological process (GO): translation
Cellular component (GO): mitochondrion
Molecular function (GO): ribosomal large subunit binding
Source: RefSeq, a predicted model, not a curated record